AUGAGUGGCGGACUUGUUGGAAACGAGGUUUUGGAGGCUAUGAGAUGUGAAGUCAAGACUGAGGAGCACUCCCAUGAAACACGCCAUUUGCAUCUUCCACAUCCACUAAACUCUCAACUGGUGACCAAAAGAGAUAAAGACGAGCUUCAUCAUCAUCAUCUAGUCCAAGACCUGAGAAAAAGAAAAUCAAGAAACAUAAAUUGGUUCAGAGUGAAAGUAUUCCGGAUCAGGGACGAGCUUAGAAAAAGCAUGAACUGUUUGACAUCCACGAAGAUGAAGAAAUGCCAUUAUCAAACAACAACAAAAAGAUGGGUGAUUUCUCGUGAGAACAAUGUGAACUCCAUCAAACCCACAAGCCUGCAAGGAGGAGUGGUCGGAGAGAAUAGAAGGGCACUGAGCGUCAUCAAUCAGAACCUGGUCGUGGAGUGUGGACACAACAAGAAGAUUGCCAAUCCAGUGCAUCGACCAAUUACCAGGAAAUAUGCAGCACAAAUUGCUCCCACAAAGCGGCCACUCGCCGAGGAAGAUAAGAAGUCGAAUAAUGCAUCAAGUUUAAAUUCAAAUGGAUUUGGAGAAUGCAUAUUUUUGGAUGAAGAACACAAGUCAGUGAAGGACCAGCCGGUACCCAUGUCUUUAGAACAAUCAGAAGAAGAAAUGCAGACUGAAACAGAUCAGAUGAAGGAAGUUGAGAUGGAGGAUAUAGUUGAAGAUCCUAUCAUGGACAUUGAUUGCAGUGACGUGAGCAAUCAUCUUGCAGCUGUAGACUAUGUUCAAGAACUUUAUUCUUACUACAGAAAAAUGGAGAUUAGUAGCUGCGUCUCACCACAUUAUAUGUCACAACAAGUUGACAUUAAUGAAAGGAUGAGGGCUAUACUGAUUGACUGGCUCAUUGAGGUGCAAGACAAGUUUGAUCUUAUGCGUGAGACUUUGUUUCUUACAGUGAACCUAAUAGAUAGGUUUUUGGAGAAGCAAUCAGUGGUAAGGAAGAGGCUUCAAUUGGUGGGUUUAGUGGCCAUGCUUUUGGCAUGCAAGUAUGAGGAAGUUUCGGUUCCUGUGGUGGAGGAUCUGAUACUUAUAUCAGACAAAGCAUAUACAAGGAAAGAAAUUCUUGAAAUGGAGAAGUUGAUGCUUAGCACAUUGCAGUUUAACAUGACUGUGCCCACACCAUAUGUGUUUAUGAGACGGUUUCUAAAGGCUGCUCAAGCAGAUAAAAAAAUGGAGUUGCUAGCUUUCUUCUUAAUAGAGAUAUCUCUUGUGGAGUAUGGGAUGUUGAAGUUCCCACCAUCUUUGCUAGCUGCAGCUGCAAUUUUUACAGCUCAAUGCACCAUCUAUGGUUUCCAGCAAUGGAACAAGACAUGCGAAUGGCACACAAACUACUCAGAAGAUCAGCUAUUGGAAUGCUCUAAAUUGAUGGUUGAUUUGCACCAAAGGGCUGAAAAGGGAAAACUAACUGCUGUACAUAGGAAGUAUUGUACAUCUAAACUCAACUAUACUUCAAAAUGUGAACCAGCAAGUUUUCUUGUGGCGAACCAAUUAUAGCAAGGCCAUGUAUAGAGGAACUAACAAAAAACACAUGACU
This is a messenger RNA of Neltuma alba, 1579 nucleotides long. RefSeq names its product G2/mitotic-specific cyclin-2-like. The transcript has 11 exons. The record is from RefSeq and is a predicted model, not a curated record. Bases 1 to 1539 code for a protein of 512 amino acids. NCBI's taxonomy places the organism in Eukaryota, Viridiplantae, Streptophyta, Magnoliopsida, Fabales, Fabaceae.